Dicrocoelium dendriticum is the source of this 881-nucleotide messenger RNA. The record is from the annotation of a GenBank genome assembly. Lineage: Eukaryota; Metazoa; Platyhelminthes; Trematoda; Plagiorchiida; Dicrocoeliidae.
GACAGCGCGCACAGCACCACCUCGCUGAUAAGGUAACACAUUCAGUUACACACUCGCUGUGUUAAUUGUUGAAGAUGACGAAGGACAUUAGAGUUAUCGUAUACUUUAUAUGCAUUUUGUUCAAUUGUGGAAGCGUUAAACCUUUACCGCCUGCAGGUGUUUUGAAGGCAUGGAAGACCGAAUCAUUUGAUGUCCAGAGCGGUCGCGACGGUGCGACAGAAUCACAUAUACCACAUGGAUUCCCUAUGAUUGAGAAACGAAUCUUUUCUUCGCUCAAGAAAAUAUUUUCAUCUAGCAACAACAAGAGCACUAUAGCGGAAACGGACUCGACUCCCAUGUUUAGUGACAGGGAUAGUUCACCAGCACAGCAUAUAGUUCAUGGCAGUUCAAAGAAUGCUGGUCGACCAGGCCACCGAGUUUCUAGUGUUGUGUCACAACAAAAGACAAAAUAUCCUCGCUACAACGAAGACGAUGCAAUGCAAUACGGUGUGCAUAGCGGCCAUAUGCAGGAAGCAGCAAAUAUUGGAUCAUAUUACAACAUUUACGGCAGUCCUGGAUCGGGUCACCCAGCGCGUUAUGAAGGGAACUAUCCACAUGGUUAUGAAUAUUACAAUGAUCAGUAUUACUAUGAUGAGUACUCUGAUGAUUACUAUGCAGAAUAGUCAAGAAACUUUUUACUUAUUGCAAAAGACGUGUAACUCAACACCGUAGGCACGUUUUGCAACCGGUUCAAAGUAUUUAAGCAAGAAAGUAAUUCCAUCCUUCCCUUCGUGGAUCGCCAAGCUAACUCUUUCGGUGGUAGCUUCGGCGCUGCUGUUUUCCGAAUUCAACAAAUUAGCCACUAGAAACACCAUCACUCCGUUUCCAAUAAUCAUGUUUUA